Molecule: messenger RNA, 2154 nt
Organism: Oldenlandia corymbosa var. corymbosa
Lineage: Eukaryota; Viridiplantae; Streptophyta; Magnoliopsida; Gentianales; Rubiaceae
Source: the annotation of a GenBank genome assembly
AUGCCUUUCAUAUCUCAGAUUGAAAGGCAGUCCGAUUACAGCCGCUUCAGUUCCAGUACUCCCAUUGUCAUUGACAACGGUGGUUCUUAUUUCCGUAUUGGGUGGGCUGGAGAGGAUGAUCCUAGGGUCGUAUUCCGAAACAUUGUUCAGCGGCCGCGCCACAAAACCACCGGGGAAACAGUUACUGUGGUUGGUGAUCAUAACCCUGCAUUACUGAGAUAUUUUGACUGCACGCGGUCAGGGCCUCGCUCUGCUUUUGAUGGAAAUGUUGUUUAUCAAUUUGAGAUAAUGGAAUAUAUUCUUGACUUUGGCUUUGAUCGAUUAGGCGCUGAUCAAUCGCAGAUUGACCACCCUGUCUUGAUUAAUGAGUGUCCUUGCAACCCCAACCAAUCCCGUUGCAGAAUGGCUGAACUUCUUUUCGAGUCUUAUGGAGUCUCUUCAAUAGCAUAUGGCGUUGAUGCUGCAUUCAGCUACAAAUACAAUCAAAAGAAAGGGAUUUGUGCAAGUAAUGGUCUUGCUAUAUGUUCUGGAUUUAUGAGCAGUCAUGCUAUCCCGUUUGUCAAUGGAGAACCAGUUUUUGAGGCGUGUUGCCGAACUAAUGUUGGGGGAUAUCAUGUCACUGAUUACCUGAAGCAGCUUCUUUCACUCAAGUACCCUCAUCACAGUACUAAGCUCACUUGGGAGAAAGUUGAAGACUUGAAGAUGGAAAAUUGUUACAUUGCACCAGAUUAUGCGUCAGAAGUUAAAAUAUUUCAGAAAGGUGAUAAAGAAGCUGAGGAAAAGACCAGGUGCUGGCAGCUUCCUUGGACUCCUGCACCUGUUGAGGAACAGCCUUCAGAAGAAGAAAUAGCCAGAAAGGCAGAGAGAAAGGAGAGACAGGGUCAAAGGCUGAGGGAGAUGGCUGAAGCUAAGAGAACAUCUCGUAUUAAUGAACUUGAGAAUGAAAUUAGAGGUUUGGACUUCCUCGUAAAGCAGCUUGAGCAUGUUCCAGAGAAUGAUGUUCCUGCUUUUCUUAGAGAUACAGGCUAUGCCUCUAAACAGGAAAUAGAAUCUAAUCUUGCGAAAGCAACACAGUCUUUGCGCAAAGCAAAGGGUGAACAAGUAGAAAACGAAGAGAAGGGGGAUACUUCCAAUGCUGAAAAGUAUAAUCUUCUUCAUGUCCCUGACGAGAUGCUGACAUCAGAGCAGCUUAGAGAUAAAAAGAGGCAGCUUUUUCUCAAAUCCACAGCUGAGGCUAGGCAGCGAGCCAAACAGAGGAAAUUGGAACAGGAAUUAGAAAGAGAAAAGCAAAUGAAGUUGGAGGAGGCAAAACGCUUAGAGAACCCAGAGUUGUAUUUAGAUCUGUUACGUGCCAAGUAUCAGGAACUUUCCGAGAAAGUAGAACAACGAAAACGCCAAAAGACAAAUGGCAACAACACAAAUGGGAAACAGAAUGGUUCUGGAGGAGUGGGCCGUGGAGAGAGGUUGAAUGCCGCCCAGAGGGAAAGGAUGCGCCUCUUGGCAUCAGCAGCAUUUGACCGUGGGAAAGGUGAAGACACUUUUGGUAGGGAUGAUGAAGAUUGGCAACUUUACAAGCUUAUGAGUAGAGAUAACAACGAUGACGAGGACGAUAAUGAAGCUGACCUUGCUCGUGUGUCUGCUAGAUUGCGGGAAAUAGAUCCCACUUUCGUGCCCAAGUCUGAAACAGGCUCGCCGGCUGAGCCUCCAGGUUUUCGUCCUUUGACUAAGGAAGAUUUUCAGAUUCUUAUGGGAGUGGAGAGGUUCAGAUGCCCGGAAGUUCUUUUUCAUCCCAACCUAAUCGGGAUUGAGCAGGCAGGUUUGGGUGAAAUGGCCGGGAUCUCACUUAGAAGAUUGCCAUCUAACGAUGAAGCACUGGAAGAGAGAAUCACGAAAUCAAUCUUCUUGACGGGUGGUAGUUGUCAAUACCCCGGAAUGAUAGAGCGCUUGGAAACAGAAAUUCGAAUGCUUCGGCCUUGUGGAUCAGCGAUAAACAUCGUGCGGGCUUAUGAUCCAAUUUUGGAUGCAUGGCGGGGAGCAUCUCAAUAUGCUUCGGAUAUGCAAUUGUUCCAGCAGCAAACAUUUAGUAGAGAUGAUUACUUUGAGAAAGGCGAAGAUUGGUUACGGGGAUAUAAGUUUAGGUACACGCUCACGUAA